Molecule: messenger RNA, 1449 nt
Organism: Heterostelium album PN500
Lineage: Eukaryota; Evosea; Eumycetozoa; Acytosteliales; Acytosteliaceae
Product: WD40 repeat domain-containing protein
Exons: 7
Coding region: 1-1449 (482 amino acids)
Molecular function (GO): protein binding
Source: RefSeq, a predicted model, not a curated record
AUGUACAAUAAAGCUAUUGAGGAUCAACAACAACAACAGCAACAUCGAUUACAUCAACAACAACAACAAAUUCCAAAAGAAGAUGAGCUUCAAUACACUUUAACAAGUUUAGAAGCAACAUCAAUUUCAAAUGCAAUAACUUCAACAAUAGAAUCAUCAUCAUCAUCAUCAUCAUCAACAACAACAUCAUCAUCAUUCUUUACAAAUAGCUACAGUGUCAUCAGUAAUGGUAUCAAUAGCAAAUUAAAUUCAGUUGUCUCAGUUUCAAUUGUUGCAACUUCAAUUUACAAUUUGCCAUCGGAGAUUCUUAUAACAGGUGAAAAUGUUAACUUUAAAUGGGUGAUGAAAGAGAAAAAGAGUGCAAGGGACAAUUGGAGAAAUGGAAAAUAUGAAGUCACCACACUCGUUGGACAUUCCGAACCGAUUUCAUCUAUUUUGUUUAACGGAGAAUCAAUUAUUAGUUCAUCUUAUGAUAAAUCUUUAAGAGUUUGGGACUAUUCAAGCGCAGAAUGUAAAUUAGUUAUUCCAACCAACGACGUAGAAUGUAUGCAACUCGAUCAUACCAACAAGCAAGUAAUAACAGGUACAAAAAAUGGUCAUAUCAAUCUGUGGGAUAUCACCGAUGGAACUCAAAAGUUUAGUGAAAAAGGUCAUCUCUAUUUCAUCAGUUCAUUGAAAGGCAACUACAAUAGUACUCUAUUUUGCAGUGGUGCAAAAGAUAAAACUAUAAAGUUGUGGGAUGUUUUACAAAAUAAAAUGGUAUCAUCAAUAGGGUUUCCUAAAUCAGCACUUUUAAAUAUAGAGUGGUGUGAAGAUCAAAAGAAUCAUAUUGUGGUUUCCGGUGGUAAUAUUCUCAGUUUAAUUGAUGUUGAAACCGGUCAAACUGUACGCAAUUUUCAAGGUCACACAAAUGAUAUUCAUUGUUUCUCUGUUGUUGAUGGAUUGAUAGCAAGCUCUGGAAUUGAUGAAACUAUUAAAGUUUGGGAUAAAAGAGAUGUUGUAGGUACGAAAUCAAUCAAAGUCGAUGCAACCGUUUAUUGUUUAAAGUUUCAACCUUCACAUAAUAUUAUUAUAACAGGUUCUAAUGAUCAUACUGUUUCAAGCUAUCGAUUGGAUUCAGGUAGAUUAGAAUAUCAUUUUAUCGGACAUCAAAAUCCUAUUUCUGUGUUGCAUCUUGAUAAAGAGAGGAUUGUCAGUGGGUCACUCGAUAAGAAUCUCUAUGUUUGGAAUUGUAACACAGAUAUCAGUGGCGGUCCCAUGAAGAUGGGUAAAUAUCACAAACUCGAUGCACAUCAGGGUAUGAUAAGAUGCGCUUAUUUCGAUGACACCAAGAUUAUAUCGGGUUCCUACGACAAAACCAUAAGAGUUUGGGAUUUCUCUGGUGCAAAAAACAAUACUAAAAAAACUUGUAAUCUAAUUAGUCUUUCAACAACAAGAGAAAUUUCUUAA